GUAUUACUAAACAACAACUGAAUAAUUCGGGGUAAUUCGUCGAGAAACUUCUUUACAAUCCAAUGAUAUGUUCACGUCGGAUUCUAUCAGCCUGCUUAUAUCUAUGCCAGUGAUGUAAACUUUAUAACGAUAAUACAGUUAGCAAAUAAAUUUAGUACCAGAAUGAAAAUAUAAUAGUUUGAUUGUUAAAAACACGACGUUUCGAGCAUGUACUCGUUAUCCAUGGCUUUGUUAUUUUGAGCAUGUACUCGUUUGAGACUUACAUCAUAUGGUUACAUCAUAUCAUUUUAAAGCUACAACAGCUUUAUUAAAAUAGACAGGUUGCAAAAAUUGAGUUUUUUGUCAGUAUGUGGGUUGUUUUUGUGGGUAUAAUUCCGAAAUUGUAAGGAUUUGUAGGGAUAAUUGAGGAAAAAGCGUAGGGGGAAAGUAGGGAGAAAACGCGUGCGCUGUAGGUAUAUCUGACAGGGGCAACCAAUGACAUGAUAUCAGUGGUGGCAACCCUGGUCGUCAGAGCCUCGUUACGAAAUCACACUGUGUUGUAGUGUUGUGCGUGUUGUGCUCUAUGUUUUUUUCGUAGACUACAUGACUAAAAACUUGUGAUCGAUAGGCGAUGUUAGCAUUAUGUAGCUCUCUAGAGAAGAAAUGGGUAGGAAGGACAAUUAUAAUAUGAAUUAGCUGUCAGGAUGGAAUUAUCAAGGCAAUGUUGUGGAUGAAACUUGUGGCCUAAGUCGAAGAGCAGAUGGCGAGUGUUGAAGAACAGAUACGGUAGAAAUUCUAAGUCAUCUAUCCACCACGGCAGUCAAAUCCUUAUUGUAUCAUUACCUACAAAGCGAAAAUGAUAGAUCAAGCAUAUACAUAUAUUGGAGCAGCACUGGAGAAAAUAAAAGAUAUUUCUCCGCCCAUACGACUUCGCGACCUGACAUCAAGGGCAGGUUUCUCAAAGACGUUAUUAAACGAGUAUGAUAUCAUUACAAGCAAUUCAAACAUACCAGAUAGUUCAAGCGAUGAAGAAGAUGAUGAGCUUGGGUAUGCAGUUGCCCCCAGUAUUCCCUUUCCAGCCAUUAGGAGAGCCAUUGAUGCUGUUUCUACAUCCGAGCCAGAAUUUCCUAAACUUUUUCAUCGAGUUAACGAUUCUCUGUCAAGUGACUCGCUGUCAGUGAUUCAACAACCACAUCGGCUGCAGUGCGAGCCCCUCGAUGCUGACUGGUUCGAGAAUGCAGAGGAGAUCGAAUCCCGGAGUGUGUACAGGAAAGUUGCAAACUGGGUAUUCUCUCAGCGUAAUUACUUUGCAAAAAUUGACAUGACUGACGAUGACAUCGAAGUUAUUGAUCCAAUUGAUUUAUUUCACGAUUCCUUGCUUGAUGAAUUUUUACUGGUUACAAGAUCAAGUUCAGAGAAAAGGGUUUUACUUCGGGAGUUUACAAGACAUUACUAUGAUAUGUUGUCAGUAGCAGAAGCGCUCAGAAGAUAUGAAUACGACUUUUUGCGAAAACCUGCGGAAAAUGCCUCUUUGGAAAUGAUGGAUUUUGUCGCAGAUGAUGUUGUUUGUUCCAAGAUGGAGCAACCGUAUUUGGGAAUUGAGACAGUGCUACAAGACUAUAUCGUUAUUGACAGGGAUGGUAGUGAAAUUGACACAGACGCUAACUGGAAUCUCGAGGCUAUUGAAAAUGACAGUGCUACUACAGAAGGUGAUCAAGUAGAUAUUAAGGAUUACAAGACCAAUGAAACUGACAUAUUGUCUUUACGAUGCAGUGAAGUUUUGCCGCCGACUCGAUAUUCUGAUGACUGUUCUUCCGUGACGUGUCCCACUGAUGCCUUUGAAAUAACUACAACGGUUGUAGCUGACAACGUCAGUGAAAGCGUGGAAAACGAGAGUGACAUUUGGGAAGACGCUAAGGCAAUCCCACAUUGGCUUGAUCACGAAAUCGAGGAGCACUUAUUUAGCCAACCUCAUCGCCCCUUGUAUUAUUAUCGCGACAGAAUUAAAGGAUGCUAUAGAAUUAUUGGUGUUGAGGACGAAACGGUCGUUUUAUUUUCAGGCAAUGAUGACGACUCGAUAUUUUAUGGUGCUGAGGGAGGAGAGAUCAACCGAACUGACAAAAGCAUUUUGCGAAGACCAAAUUCCCCUCUUCUAAUGAAAUCAUCAAGCAGUUUGGGUAAAAAAGCAUUGUUUUUGUCCUCCAACAGCAAUAAGCUGCAGCGAAGGAGCAAAGAUGUUCCUGUUGAAAAGAAAACAGACUCUGGAAUUGAAGAUGCGGAAGAUUGUUCUCUAGAUGACACCUUUACAGAAACAUCACUUUCUGCUAAGGAAUGCCGCGAAUUAGGAAGAGUCACUAAAGUGAUUCGCAGUAAAGAAUCAAAAACCGUCAAGUUUCAGCUGGACAAUCCCGAACGGACGUUCUUAGAGUACUGCUUUGUUGUUUUGGCAACUCUAUGCUUUGUACUUUCGUUGAUUUUUUAUAUCGAAACUAAUUUUUGAAAGCUUAUGCAAA
Molecule: messenger RNA, 2492 nt
Organism: Rhopilema esculentum
Lineage: Eukaryota; Metazoa; Cnidaria; Scyphozoa; Rhizostomeae; Rhizostomatidae
Source: RefSeq, a predicted model, not a curated record